Molecule: messenger RNA, 9384 nt
Organism: Fusarium falciforme
Lineage: Eukaryota; Fungi; Ascomycota; Sordariomycetes; Hypocreales; Nectriaceae
Exons: 2
Coding region: 1-9384 (3127 amino acids)
Source: RefSeq, a predicted model, not a curated record
AUGGCACCUAUCCAGAGCGAAGCGUUCGAUUAUCUCUUUCAUCACAUUUUCCUACCGCAAAAACUACCAGGUCAUGAAGAUGAUUCCGCGUCAAAUGUCGCCGCCCUCAUUUCCUUUGUGCUGCGUUCGCUGCAGCGCUUUCUCAUCGAGUCCCGUCCAGCCGAUCAGGUCGCCACUCAAAGUUGCAUCUCCAUGCUGGAGAUGAUGCAGAAGUCGGCCGACAACUACGGAUUCCUGGAUGAAGAUGGACUUCGGCAAGUUCUUCGAGAUCUAUCUGUCAGCGGUAGGUGCCAUCUGAACCCCCUCCCACGAGAUUUGCUUACAACAAUUUCAGACUCCGUCGCUGCGUUUCACGUCGCUGCGCAGAACGCAGGUAUUCUCAUCCGACGGACAGACACUGCGGUUUGCUUUGAAACUUUUGAGCUGUCCCCGACAAAUGAAGCCGUAAUGUCAGCAAAAGGGCGCCUUGUCCGUCGCUUCCCAGCAACAGCCACCGAAAUCUCCCUGGAUGACUUCAAGGACGAAGGCUUCCAGUCCGCCUUGACAAAGACGUUGGUCAAGAUGAGCUUUCAGACCGCACCUGAUACAAGACCUACAGCUCGAAAAGCUGGACAGGAUCAUACCGAAGAGCGAGACACAACAAAUCCUCGCAUCGUUACUGAACUACUGACAAGCAUCGUUGGAGCAGUUGGCACGCAUGUCAGCGUCAAGGGCAUUUGCAAGAAUACCCGACAAGAGAUCUCCUGGCGGCAGAGCAGGCUCCCAUGGAGACGAUCUGCUGUAUGGCUUCUAAUCCGUGUUGCCCUACAGCUGACCAUGGGCCGACAAUCCGAUGAUUCCGAUCGCACCUACAAGGCUUUCAUGGUGUACCUGAUGGCUCAAGUCCUCAACGCGGCGGACCAACAGUCCACACCCACCUAUGUCCUCCACACCAUGAUGACCAAGGUGUCGGGUAGACUCUGUAAGCUCGACAACCCAGGACAAGGGCUCUGGUUAGAGACCAUCGAGAAGAUCGUGUCGGACACUUCUGAAUGCCUUACACAAAGGUGGCAGCGAAUCCGUGGCCGGUCCGAGACCCCCCUUGACCUAGAAUCAAUGUCUGAGCUCGACAUGAAAGAUAACAUCGAUCUUUCUCUUCCGCCGAUGGACGACUUCCUUGCCACGAUCCCUCAACGACGUAGAGAGAGCGGCUCCUCUGGCUUUAUUCCGACGUCUUACAUUCCACCCCCCGACCCGGGUCACCUGCCACCAGCCUAUGUACUCAGCAGCAAUGAGCACUUGCUCUACAACCUUGCAAUGGUCGAAUUAUGGGUGACAACACAUCUCGGCCCCUGGUUAGAGAAACACAUCGGAGAUGAUACGACAUGUCGAGACCUGAAGUUGUUGCUCCAGCGGUACCAUUCAGCAGCUGUGCACUGGUAUAAGACACGUCCCGAGGGCAUAUCACGAAUGUUCCUUGCUAUCGGUGAACUAUGGGUUGCGAUAGACAAGUCAGCCCUUCACGUCAUUCCUAUGUUGCGGGAUUACGACCCGGAGGUGCCGGCACAGGUGUGGCAAGUGCUCUUGGUGGCAUCCAUGGAGGACAUGGCGAGACUCCAUCGCGUCGAGACCUACUUUAGGAAGCGACAAGAGCUCUCCUUGAAGGACAGACCUUCUGUCUUUCGCUCUUAUGGCGAGAGACUAUCGUUCCCGGUGCAGUACUUUGAGCAGUCCGCCAAGCUUAAACAUCUGAAGUCUCAAAUCGAAAAUCAAGCCGAGGCACAGAAGCGCGCCAAGCUGGUAGAGUUUGCCAAACUGCGAGAGGAACACGACAGGUUGAUGCGACAGCAUGAGCAGCGAUCCUGCGAAAAAGUUGAGGUCGACUACUCCGUGGAACAUGUCGCAGCCCACUGUCGCAAGUGCACUGCCUUGAAAGAUGCUAAGAACCUGGAGAUCGAGGUUUACGAGUGGCCCUUGCCGAACAGACACCUUCAAGCUCAGGCUGUCGUGUUUGAGCUGGCCGUUCCUUCGGAAUUUGCCGAGUGGCGGGAUGCGACAAUCUAUCUUGUCGACGAUGUCCUGGGAUGCAAGCCUUCACAGACCGUUCGUCCCCGAUCUGCUCACCCGCUGAGGACAUAUCGAGCACUGGCUGGAUUCCGACAAUCCGGUCUGCAAGGUCGAAUUCAUCUUCUGUCGGAAGCCAAGCCUCAUGCUGUUACCCAUCGACGAUCCAAACGUAUUGCCCAUACCACGGAAUCCGAGGUGUGUGUUAAGAAUGGCCUCAUCUUCCAGUAUUUCGACGAAGAGCGACAUGCCUUCCUGUCCACCUUUAGUCCUUCCUACGACCUAGUGGAUCUAUGCACGUUCAAGCUUCCUCCGCGUGCUCAGGUCUUGCAAGACUUCCUCAAGCGCCCGUGGGAUCAGCCGAAUGGACAGACACCCAACACCGUCAUCUCGAGUCUGUCCGACUGCCCAAGCUACAUGUCGUUGGGCGAAUACAAGGCCUUGGCUGCCCUGCCAAUCGGGUACCGCAUUCAGUGGAUGAAUGUUCUGACACAGCUUGCCAUGCCCUCGAUAGACUUCAACAAAGCCGAGACUGCCACUUUCUUGCUUCAGAUGAGUCUACAAGCUGGACCGAACGCCCUGUCGACCGUCACACGAUGCACUCACACGAGAUUGUCGGACCCGCAGUUUGGCUCGCAGAUGUUGGAAAGCCUCACCCAGUGCGUGUCUCGGGUUCAUGAGAACUGGGAGUCUCACACAUCUUUGUGGUGUUUUACGUUCCUAACGUCUCGACUUCUGUCGGUCGGGGCUGAACAUCUGUCGAAACCACUCCUCAGUUUGCUCGCCCAGUGUCGAAAGAUUUCGUACAAGUGGUUGUGCCGACUGAUGACGAGAGUCCAAGAGACCACCGACGACGCCCAGCGGCAAGAGUUCCUGGAGACUGCCUUCAAGAUUGCCUUGAUCUGCGCCGACACGUUCAACGUGGAUGAUAGAUUCCUGCCCAAGAUUCUGGCAGAUCCGCAAGAAGCAUCCAUCCUGCUCGAGGCUUCUAUCGGCAUCUGCAACAAUUCGAAGAUCAAGAAUACGACAGAAGACGUUGUCCUCGACAUCCUGUAUAACAGAUGGAUGUAUACUCUGCAUCGCGCUCGUCCAGUCCUGAUCCGUGACAUCGUCAAGAACGGAAACUCAUGUCUCGACAUUGCUAUCCAUCGAUCUUGGCCCGCCUUUAUCGCAGAUAGCGAAUGGACUGUGACCCCCUCUACAUGCUACUGGCUCGAGACAACCUCUUCCCGCAUCUGGGUACACUUUAGCAUUCUCACAGGAGAGUUGUUGGUCAAUGGCCUUCCUCUGUCGCGUCUUCCCCGAGAGUUUGAGCUACAUCCCGAUUACAACAGGCUCUUUGGCUCCCUGUCCUUGGACGUCAUGCCUAGCACGCUCCCAGGCAUGCAAUUCUGCGCCACCAGACCCAUCCAGGGCUAUGCCGUACACUUUGGGAUGCAGGAUAUUCCUGAAGGUAGAUGGAAACAGGAUCUCGUCGUGCGCAUGGAGAAGGAUGGCUCAAGUCUGGAUCUAGUACCAUCGAGAGCCUUCAAGGGAGUACUCCCUCAUGUGUUUGUCGAGGAUUACGCACACUGGCACCAUGGCGACACCGGUGUUAUCGAGCUUCGACCACGUACCAACUUCUGGGAGACAAGCGACGACACCUGGAAAUUGGCUCGACACGGGGCGAGCUGGAGGCUUAGCCGACGUGAGAAGACGUUCUUGUUGGCUCCUUCUAGCAAGCUGGGUGAACGCAUUGCUACGAUUCUGCGUCCCUUGGAGGCUUCCUUGGAUCUUCACAUGGUGUACGAUGUGCAAGCUAAUCUGCUCGAUGUGCAUGCUCCUCGACUUCAGCUCGACUUCGUCUUGAGGUCUGGAGAGUCAUCCAUCAGCUCUCGACAAUUCCGUGGAAUGCAGAUUGAUACAGACCAAUCUCUCGGUACUCUGGUUGGAUUCAACAGCAAACUCAUCCUCCGGAGCAACCAUAGUCCACCUAGCAGGCUGAUGAUCCUCCCUGAAGGCGAAGUUAGAUUUGAGAAGUCAGUUGCCAAUGGCUUCGACGAACAUGUGGACGCAUUUGUUGUCCACGGAACUGCACAGCGUGUACAGGCCUAUCGGAUUGACAACUUACUCGGCCGCCUCGUCGCCAACAACAAGGUCGACAGCAAGCUAUUCCUCGCCUACAUCCAUGCACUCACUUCAUUCUGUCUUCCGGACCCCUUCCUCGGCCGGACAGGAACUGAGCAGGCUCUUGACAUUCUCACAUCCGCAUCGGUGCGAGCACCGUCUCAAUUGACUAAGAUCGCACAUGAAAGACUGGGCCUCAUUGCAGACAUUUCCCCAGCUCGCUCAUUUUAUGGCGAGAGGAGCAUGCAAGUUGUGGACUGGUAUCCUGAGUUGAGCUGUCUGACUCAGGACGACCGCUUCUACACGGUCGUCCACGAGAUUCUGAAGAGGACUAAAGACGUUGAGUUCCUCUUUCCGAAGGGUGAUUUCGAACCGAUUGAACCGAACCAUGCCGAGAUGGAACUGGUCAACCGGGCGAUUCUGCAAUCAUCGCGACACAAGGUCUCAGGCUUUGGCGCGGAGACCUACAGCACGCAAUACGAUGUUGAGUACCAGGCAAGAGACAAGGGACAGGAGUCGCGCCCCGCAACUCGUGCUGGUGAGAUGGCUUUCCGGAUCUACCACAACGAAACCGCUCGCUUCCAACCUGUCGCACAUCACCUGGAGGCUCACCUGUACAGCCUCCUCGAGACUGAGCAGAUUGGUCUGUUCACCCAAGAGCCACCCAAAUCCAAGCUUAACUACGACUCUAGGUGGCUUGAGAACCCCAAGACAUUUCUUUCGUCCGACUGGUGUGGGAUUCACUACGCCUUUCAGAACAACAACGCCUUGCUCAACAAGUUUGAGUUGAUGGUCUGGAUUGCAACCAUGUCCUUCGCGACUGACUACGACGCUCAGAUCGUUCAGUCCUUCCUGAUGCUUGCAACAUCUCCCACUUUGUCCGCUGUUUCCUUGCCUGACGAUGCCACCUACGAUCUGUCCAAGGGUCAUAAACCGGUGGCGACCGAGCUGUCAAGAAUAGCGACUGACGCAGCCAUUUCCUUUAAGCAGUCGCCUGACGCCAACCUCCCGCAGAAGCAGCGUGAAUCACUUAAAGCGACGGUUAAGCGACGUCAAAGAUCUUUUGCUGACGCGAAAAGUCGAGCCGUCGACCAUUUUAGACGCCAUGUUGGACAACAGUGGCCUUGCGAGACCCCAACUUCCCCUAAGGGGGAUGAAGUGGAAACAUACAUCAACGUCCCGCAUGCAAUGGACGCGGUUAUGGACAAGUGGAGGCCAUGGUACCGGAAUCUCAUGUUCAAGGUGUAUCUGAUGAACUUUGUCUCUGGCUUAGGGGAUCUGCCCUUGAAGGAAGUCAGACCCGUGCCAGGGCCUGUACCCUUGAGAUUCAUCCCCAAGAUAAGCACCCAAGGAUUCGUCUCCAUCGAUGAGCUGUUUUCUCAAGGCUCUAUCGAGGCUCAGAUUCCACUCCCUAUUCAAGAUCCUACGCUGAACGGCCUCCUCCGGUCAACGACAACCAGUGCUGAGACAAGUCAGAAGUUGACUAAGGUGCUCGACAGCCUUGACAACAAGACAACGCUGGUGUACGAGCAUCAUUAUGUGCGGGAGUUGAGGCAGAGCUUGGCAAGUCUGAGAGAUCAUGUCGAAAACGAGUUGGAUGCAGACAGACUCUCAAAGCAUGCUUCUCUUUUCCAGCAGCACCUCGAACAAUGCGACAGCCGAGUCAAGUCCAUCUACGACUCGUUGUUGCGCGCGGUCAUGUCGUCGAUAUCUCAAGCUUCGACCAACGCUCCCGAGACUGUGCUGUCUACCCUUAGAAAGGCAGAUUUCCUUCCUAGAGUCUCACCGAUACUCUUCCUGCAGCAGCUCAGAAUGCUUCGAUGGUGGAGACUCUCUGAUCAAUGGAGGAACGCCAUUAUCGAGUACGCACUUGCCAUCACUGCUCUUCAGCAGGCGAGACGCUUCCUCAGGUUCCAGGAUUCGCCCGUUGAUCUGCUCCGCGAACUCGAAAACACCGGUCAUAAGGGAUGGAACGCCCACGAACAUCCUGAAUGGCUGCUGCUGGAGUGUGAGAGUGAGAUCAUGAUCCGAGAGGUCCAGGAGCAGAUUGCGCAACAGAUGAUGGCACCUCCCGACAAACAGAAUGCCGUGAUGCAGUUGAACAUGGGUGAAGGAAAGUCUACCGUCAUCGUCCCCAUCGUCUCGUCAGCACUUGGCGAUGGUUCGAAGCUCGUUCGAGUCAUCGUGGCCAAGCCACAAGCGAAGCAAAUGAAUCAGAUGCUGGUCUCGAAACUCUCCGGCUUGCUCGACCGCCCCGUUUAUCAGCUGCCGUUCUCGAGAGAGAUUCGAAUGGACACACUGCGAGCAGGGGCAAUCCACCGACUGAUGGUCAAGUGCAUGGAGGAGGGCGGUGUCUUGAUGGUUCAACCGGAGCAUCUCUUGUCAUUCCAGCUGAUGGAGCCGGAAUGCCAGCUUAACGGGAAUGGCACAGCUUCCGAGCAAAUGAUGAAGACCAGAACCUUCUUUGACAAGUUCUCGAGGGACAUUGUCGACGAGAGUGACGAGAACUUCAGCGUCAAGUUUGAGCUUAUCUACACCCUUGGACAGCAGCGAUCAAUCGAGCACAGCCCUGACCGGUGGAUCGUCGUCCAGGAGGUCUUGGGACUGAUUGCCAAGUUCUGUGGCGAAUCGAGGUUCGAGUUUCCUCGGUCGAUUGACUUUGACGAUCGACAUGUUGAGAGGUUUCCAAGGAUCCGACUUCUUCGACCCGAUGCCCAAGAGGCCAUCCUCAACCGUGUUGCUGAGUACAUCUGCGAGACUGGUAUGGGCGGAUUCCCUAUCGCCCAUCAGCCUCCGAAGAUCCGGGAAGCAGUCCGACGAUACAUCACCCAGUGGGAACUUUCCCCCGAGGAGGUCGAGUCGGUUGAACAGAGCCUGUUCUGGGGCGAGACGACAAUGAAUCACAUACUGCUUCUACGUGGACUCCUGUCUGGCGGAAUCCUUUCUUUUGCUCUUGGACAAAAGCGAUGGAGAGUCAACUACGGCACUGAUCCCCACAGAGAGACCAAGACACUGCUCGCCGUCCCCUACCGAGCCAAGGAUAACCCGACGCCUCGAUCCGAGUUCAGCCAUCCUGAUGUGGUCAUUGUACUUACCUGCCUGAGCUACUACUACAGUGGCCUUGACGACGAGGCUCUCUACUCCGCCUUUGAUCUGCUCACCAAUUCCGACAAUGCUGAUCUUGAGUAUCAGGUCUGGGUCAAGACUGCUCCGACUCUGCCAGAGCACUUCCGACACCUGGAAGGCAUCAAUCUUCGGGAUCGCCUCCAAAGCACAACGGAGGUGUUCCCCCAUCUUCGGUAUUCCAAGGCCGCUAUCGACUACUACCUUUGUCGCUUGGUCUUUGCGAAGGAGUGCAAGGAGUUCCCCCACAAGCUUUCGGCUUCUGGAUGGGAUUUGGCCAAGAUCAAGACCAACCCGACGACAGGGUUCAGUGGUACCAAUGACUCUCGGUAUCUCCUCCCGAUGGCCAUCAAGCAGCUGGACCUUGUCGAACAGAAGCACACCAACGCUCUGGUGCUCGAGUAUCUUCUUCGCCCGGAGAAUGGCAUUGCCCUGAUGCCACCGGAGAUGAAGGGGGCAACUUUUGACAGCCAAACCCUUCUGGAGAUGAUCUCCAAGAUGAGCUCCAACACCCGCGUUAUACUCGAUGUCGGUGCCCAAGUCAUCGACCUGACAAAUAUCGAGUUUGCAAAGGCUUGCUUGAGCCGCUAUGACGACGAGAACACACAGGCGGUCAUUUGCUUCAGCGAGCUUGACGAUAUUAUUGUCGUUGAUCGGUCCGGAAAGGUUGAGGAACUUCAGACUUCGCCAUUUGCUAAUCAGAUGGAUCAAUGCCUGGUCUUCCUCGACGAGGCGCACACGAGAGGCACGGAUCUGAAGCUUCCCGUGAACUACCAAGCCGUCGUGACUUUGGGCGCGGGUUUGACGAAGGACCGCUUGGUUCAAGCAUGCAUGCGAAUGCGAAAACUUGGAAAGGGGCAGACCGUGGUGUUCUGCAUUCCACGCGAAAUCGAACAGAAGAUCCUACUUCAACGAGGCCAGAAGCCGUCUUCUGGACAGAUCACGAUAUCCGAUGUUAUCUCCUGGGUCAUCACCGAGACCUGCCUGGACCUACGACGAGCGAUGCCCCUGUGGCUCACUCAAGGCCUCCGGUUCUUUGAACAACAGGCCUUCUGGGCCGGGGUAUCAAGUGCUAAGACCAGAUUCUCGUGGGCCCAGCAGUUCAUGGAGGCCGAAGCCCAGAGUCUUGAUCAACGGUAUCGCCCACGAAAACUCGACGCCAGCCUGGAUACCAUCCUCGGCCACGUCGGCCCCCGUGCAAGCGAACAGUUCCGCUCUCGCUGCGAGGAGUUUGGCCUCAUUGAACUUCAAACAAGCUCGCUCAACGAGGAGCAAGAGAGAGAGCUUUCGCCCGAGGCCCAACAAGAACGACAAGUCGAGAAGCCGCCCAGAGUCGAGCCAGAAACCCAUCGUGUUCACGCUGGUCUGCGCGAGUUCAUUGUCGACGGCCAGUUCCCAGGCGAGUGUGCUGCCUUCAAGCCCGCCUUCAAGGCUCUCAGUCAGACUUCUGCUGCGGCAUGCUUCGACGUGAACGAAUUCCCGAGCAACAUCUGGGUGACACACGACUUCGCCACGACGGUCAAGGCUCGCUUUGGGAAGAAGAACUAUUCAGACUCUUUCCAACGUCCUGUCCAGUGGAUCCUCACGAGCAACAGUACCGUUGAUGACAUGCGCCUCGUGAUCAUCAGCCCAUUUGAGGCCCAGGAACUUCUAUCGGUCAUCGAGGCGUCUCGACAUGUCACGCUGCGACUCUACGCUCCACGAACCAACCUUGGGUUCCAGCCUCUCGACCACUUGAGGCUGUACACGGUCUCUAAGAAGGUCCAGAACGCACCGAUACCGGAGGAUAUCAUUGUCCAGCUCAACCUUUUCGCAGGACAGCUUUACCUGCUCUCGUUUGACGAGUACGUUGACGUGUGUGAAGCACUUGGUCUAGCUUGGGGUCCUUCAGACGACUCUGUGACCCUUGGACCAGACGGCUUCAUUCCGCCAGGCACCAGCGUCGGGAAAUUGGUCAACAAGUCGGGAUUUACAAAGAGUCCAGUCAGGUUCCUCAAGGUCCUCAUGUCAAAGAUCCGACAGGACUGCGAGCUGAUUGAGAAGACUCACAUGGGCAAGAUUUUGGAGGGUAUACGUCUGGUAGAGGAGGAUUUUGCGGAUCAACAAAACUAG